AUGAUUUUCCUGGAGCCCGAGGUGGACUACUUCAGGAUGCAGCUGCACCACCUUGCAUUGCCACGCGAUAUUUGCCUGCCGGGCUCAGCAAAGAAGUCGUGCAGUUUGGAGACGUCCGUAGAAGAAGGGCCCACACCUGCCCCGCCCGCGUCAGGCAAGACGAAAGAUGUAUCGACUGGUUCCCUCUCGACUGAGGAAAAGGCGGAGGUACUGCACCGUGCACUGCUGACAGCUCUUCAUCAGCGAUUCCCAUAUGAAUGCCCCGACACCCUGGAACAUGUCUACAUCCUCUCCAUCACCCACCUCUCAUCCCCACCCCUUUCAGACACGAGACUGAGCUGCGAGGAACUCGCAGAACUACAGGGCCCUCAGAGUUUUCUACCACCAGAGCUACGCUUCCGGACAUUCCCAUCGCACCUCAAUGCCUUGUUAUCAUCAAAUGCUUUUCCCACCGGUGUUGCCACACGCAGAGAAGACGAGGAAAAGCCACAAGAAGAAGGAGGUGUGGGUGGGAAAAAGGAGGAGGAUCAUUUGACCAAAUACCACUACAAUGAUACCUACUUCAUUCUUCUGCCUGAACUUACGAGAGCACAGCAGCAGCUGUAUCAUCAAAGAAGACGUGAUUACAAGAGGACGAGCUACAUACGUGCCGAGCUUGGCGGAAUCUCGCCAUCAGAUAUCGCUUCAUCAGAGGCUUUCGCAUGGAACGAAGCGACCACGUCACUUGGAGAAGACGGUGUGAAGGUGGGUGAAGGCAUGAUGGGAUUUCGUGUUCUGGAUGGUACUAUGAUUUACAACAUGGCCGCGACGCAAACCACGUGUCGUGGUUCCGCGUCACGAUCGCUGCAGUUUACCGCAUUUAAGGUACCACUUAGUCGUUUUUCACCAGAGGAGCAACAGUACUACACGAAUAAACGGGAGGAGGCGCGUUUCUGCGCUGGCGUCUAUCCCACUGUACAUCAAUCAAAACCGUCAGCUAAUUCGACCGAUAAUUACAUGAAUGACACGAUGCGGAGAAUGCUUGCCUUUGAAGUGCCCGAAAGGUAUAGCACGGAGGAGGACACGACCAUGGAAAGUUUCUUCUCGAGGUGUAAUAAGAUUCUGCGUUACUACGCGAUGCCGGCUGGCGUAAGAGAUAAAACCGCCAAUGAAGAAAAGGAAACGAAGAGUCACGCUGCCACCACGUUUGAAUUGCGUGAGUCUCAUGCCUCGACCAGUAGUUUUUCUUCUGCACUCGGUGUUCGUCGUCUGGUGUAUUCUUUUGCCCCUUGUGACUGCUAUCAUCUCGUCACUGACGAGAACAAUCCGCUCUACUACGCCAAAUCCAGCCGCGCAGCCUAUGACGCACGCACAGUGAGCAUCACGCUUGUGUCCGAUCUCACAGCUGCGCCAUGGUCGUCACCCACCAUCUCCAUUUCGAGUCACCCCAACGCAGGAACGCCAAAUGAGGGAGGUGGGAAAACAACAGCCGGUGGCGGUAGCGGUGGCUUAGAAGGACUUGUUUUUUCCAAUCAGGUAUCACGUGCUGCAUCGCCCGACCCAAUUGUUUCCGGGAAAAAAUCUUCCACUUGUACUGGUAGGAGUUUGUCACCACAGCCCAUUCGCCCACAGAAUGGUAAAGGACUCAGUGGGGCACGCACUUCUCUGCAACAGCUUACCUCAAAGACCGAUGGAUUUUUGACUCUCACCACGUCACUCUCUUGCAACAACGUCUCUGGCAACCCCAAACACAGGAAGGACAGUCUUUUGGAGAAGGGACUCUUCGGUGGGAAAGAACACGAAGAAUCCAAGGAAACGAGUGCCUCUAAUGGUGUCAGUAAUAGGAAUAAACAUGCGCUUUCAAAGGGUGAUUUUGCCAAUAUUUUUUGCCUUUUAUCCAACUCCUCUGCUGCUCAACAUCAACUUCGUCACGGUGUUAUUCGACCAGUUGUCUCGGUCGCAGUGCUUGACAGGGAGAAGCGCCCUCUCACCAGUUUUUUAAAAGGCGAUAACUCAGAUGGCAUUAUGUGUCACGGGCUUCUUGACCACACGUGGUACUCAAUUCCAGUGCAGCCUCUUCCUGCGAUGCAGGAUGACGUGCAGUGGAUGCCCGUUGUUUUUGGGAGCACAGAAUGUAUCAGUGAUGUUGGAUACCGCACCGCCAUGCAGAUUGGUUUUUUCCCAAAUAAAACGGACACCACGACACGCAAUUUCUCCAUCCAACAAAUGACAAGUGGGGUCCUUCCUACUUUAGAGGAAGCUAGACGUUCCCUCGCUGCAGCCCAAGAAAAAAAAAGCGCAUUGGCACCCCGAGACCCUAAUUUACUGCCUACUAAGCAGCAAAAUAAGCAGUGGCUCAAUGAGGUUGCUUUGCCAUCAGUGUUCAAGAAGGAAACGCAACUUGCGAAUAAUGAGCAGCCAGCAAACGUCACAGCACGGCCGGGCGGCGUUGCCAUGACAUUUGGGAACGACGAGCAGCCAGCAAGUGUCACAGCACGGCGGGGCGGCGUUGCCAUGACAUUUGGGAAUGACGAGCAGCCAGCAAACGUCACGGCACGGCGCGGCGGCGUUGCCAUGACAUUUGGGAGUGACGAGCAGCCAGCAAACGUCACGGCACGGCGGGGCGGCGUUGCCAUGACAUUUGGGAAUGACGAGCAGCCAGCAAACGUCACGGCACGGCGGGGCGGCGUUGCCAUGACAUUUGGGAGUGACGAGCAGCCAGCAAACGUCACGGCACGGCGGGGCGGCGUUGCCAUGACAUUUGGGAGUGACGAGCAGCCAGCAAACGUCACGGCACGGCGGGGCGGCGUUGCCAUGACAUUUGGGAGUGACGAGCAGCCAGCAAACGUCACGGCACGGCGGGGCGGCGUUGCCAUGACAUUUGGGAAUGACGAGCAGCCAGCAAGUGUCACGGCACGGCGGGGCGGCGUUGCCAUGACAUUUGGGAAUGACGAGCAGCCAGCAAGUGUCACGGCACGGCGGGGCGGCGUUGCCAUGACAUUUGGGAAUGACGAGCAGCCAGCAAGUGUCACGGCACGGCGGGGCGGCGUUGCCAUGACAUUUGGGAAUGACGAGCAGCCAGCAAGUGUCACGGCACGGCGGGGCGGCGUUGCCAUGACAUUUGGGAAUGACGAGCAGCCAGCAAACGUCACGGCACGGCGGGGCGGCGUUGCCAUGACAUUUGGGAGUGACGAGCAGCCAGCAAGUGUUACGGCACGGCGAGGUGAACUUAAUGAGCGUGAUAGGAUGUAUGGAUGGAAAACAGGGGUGGAAUGUUUUGGCGGUGAUUUUGACUGGCGUCGCUCUGCGUCUUAUCGAUCUCCGAAAGCGCAGCGACCCACUAUUUUUGAACGUGGUGGAUUUGUCCCGGGAGAACCAGAACCUGCAGUUGCAAACGAAGAUAAAUUUUCUACUUUUUUUAGCAGCACUGCACGACCCUACAUGAAAAACAUCAGUCCGAGGCCUUUUUGCCGCGCAACAGGCAUGGCGCCUCCUGAGGAUAUUUGUGGUGGAACGCCGGCGGGUCGAUGGCGUGCGUCUUCGCCAGGACCCACGUUUGGGGAGAGCGGCGCCGGUCAAGUUUUGACGAACGGCGGGGAUUGGCGGCCGAAUGCUCAAAGAAGAGGGGCGGCGCGCGAGGACUCUCCGGUGCCCGGAUUCACUGGGAUGCCGCGUUCACGUGCGACGACUGUGCUGGACCCGUUUGGAAAGCUCUGCAACCGACCCAGUCCCCACCCGACCGUGGACGCACCGUUUCAGCAGAUGGCAGGGGAAUCACACUUUUACCCGUCUCAGAAUGAUCGCUGGCAGAGUCAUGAUUUCAACAAUGAUGUCCAUCGCACGGGAAUUGCUGAGCAUCGCGGCGGGAGUUUUUGGCGUCCGUCGUCGUUUGGUGGUCCACCGCCGAAUGGCACGUCCGACCCUCUUGCGUCGCCCAUCUCAAGUAUCUCACGUAGUGGACUUUUGAUGUACGAGGACAACAACGCGCCUGCGAGGGGUGGGUUUGGAGGAAAUUUCACCCCUGAUGCGUUUCAUCGUUUUUCCCAUCAUCCAACGGUUGGUCGUCUCAACACUGGUAUUGGUGGUGGACGCUACGAUACGACAAGCGUCAACCAUCCCUCCAAUAGUGCUGGUGCAUUUGCCGAUUCCGGGAAGCGUGUGGGUGCGGGAACCAAUUCUUCGUUUAACAGCCCCUUCGCGAGGACGGGUUUCCUGUACGAUAACGGCGUCUCCCGCCUACCCAUCAUUGAUGAGUACGGCUCUCCAAUGAAUGGGAGUCGUGUUCGUCCGCGGGGCGUGCAAGCUAUGGACAUUGCGUGGUCAGGUCAGUGGGCAUCGUCUCCGGCACCGUCCCGAUCGGCACACGAUAUUUCCGGACGCCGUGCUGUGCCACACCCGGUCACCUCUCGUGUGGCAUCAAGUGCGAUGCCUUGGCGAAACACAACCACCACUAGCGCUGGCGUCAAUAAACGAGGGCUCCUUGCCAGUAAACCGCCGUUAGCCCCAAGCAGCCGUGCAUCACCGUCUUGUUUCUCCGCCAAACCUGCAGGUGUACGCGGUACCGUAACCCCUUCCUCCGUUCGCGGUCUCACCCUGCGAGAACGUGUGCGCUUGCGGCAACAGCAACUGCGCCGCGAGGCGAACUUACAAGCAGUUGACGAGAACCUACAUGAGAAUUAUUGUAUGGGAAAUGAUAUGAAGCGGCUUCGAAAAGAGCCGAAUGGGGUUAUUUCCGAAAAGGCAUGUCCUGCUAUCAACGCCUCCGGGAAACCCAAUGUUGUGACUGGCAACACCACUUCUUUUCCUGGUGCCACAGCAGAAGCUGCGCACAACGGUGACACGAAAACAGCAGAGAAGCAAGGCGCAGCCUCCCUUGGCUCAUAUGGAGAGCAGGUUCGACACCUGGAGUCCCUUACAGAACCAUUUAUCCAAGCAGACGGGGUAAAUGUUUCUUUUUGUCUUCGCGACUUGGCUAACGUGUUCCUCUGUUUACCUGGAGGUGCACUCAAGGAAAAUGACCUCACAAAAGCAGCGUGGUUAGAUGAUGGAGUUUCCUAUUUUGUUUCCGCAAAGCCCAUGCGGUUCCGUGGUGGAUGGGAAAGCUACCUACAACACCUUAACCUCUACCAGCAGCCUUUCUACCUGCGGGAGAGGGCUUUCAUAUUUGUUCUGCGGGUUCCAUAUCACCCAA
This is a messenger RNA of Trypanosoma cruzi, 5170 nucleotides long. RefSeq lists its product as uncharacterized. The annotation marks the transcript as partial. Lineage: Eukaryota; Euglenozoa; Kinetoplastea; Trypanosomatida; Trypanosomatidae. The record is from RefSeq and is a predicted model, not a curated record. The transcript has a single exon.